Chelmon rostratus (copperband butterflyfish) is the source of this 3208-nucleotide messenger RNA. RefSeq names its product neurocalcin-delta A. The record is from RefSeq and is a predicted model, not a curated record. Bases 440 to 1021 code for a protein of 193 amino acids. Lineage: Eukaryota; Metazoa; Chordata; Actinopteri; Chaetodontiformes; Chaetodontidae. Gene Ontology annotation, cellular component: cytosol. Gene Ontology annotation, biological process: calcium-mediated signaling. The transcript is spliced from 8 exons. Gene Ontology annotation, molecular function: tubulin binding; actin binding; calcium ion binding.
GUAACUCUCUACACUGACACUUGUUGGAGGUACAUGUGUUGCUCUGUUGUUUACUGACUCACCGGCAGAUGAAGAAGCCUGCUCUGGUGACAUUUCUAAGCUUUAGUGUUUAUUACCUGUAUGGGGAGCCCGAGGAGCCAACAUCUGGGGCAGGUCGCACAUCGUCAGACAGUGUGUUAUUCGUGACAGCUGUAGUCAGCAUCAACAGGCUGAGCAGGCCCUGUCAGAGAAGGUCAUAGGUGGAUAAGGAAGGACACUGAACCCAAACAUCAGAAGGGGUGACCCAGCAGUCUGACACAGCUCACCUGGCCUGCAGGCAUCCACACGUUCCACCUGAUUUGACUCUGUGUGAGCGACUGACAGGCAGAAAUUACCGUGUGAGCCCAGAAGAAGACACUAAGGGUUUCUGUGAGCCGAGUGAUUGACAGGACCGACAGACAUGGGGAAGCAGAAUAGCAAGCUCCGUCCUGAGGUGAUGCAGGACCUUCUGGAGAGCACUGACUUCACCGAGCACGAAAUUCAGGAGUGGUACAAGGGCUUCCUGAGGGACUGCCCCAGCGGGAACCUCUCCAUGGAGGAGUUCAAGAAGAUCUACGGUAACUUCUUCCCCUACGGAGAUGCUUCAAAGUUCGCCGAGCAUGUAUUUCGCACAUUUGAUGCUAACGGCGACGGGACAAUAGACUUCCGGGAAUUCAUCAUCGCGCUUAGUGUGACGUCACGUGGCAAGCUGGAGCAGAAGCUGAAAUGGGCCUUCAGUAUGUACGACCUGGACGGAAAUGGGUACAUCAGUAAAGCUGAGAUGCUGGAGAUUGUUCAGGCAAUCUAUAAGAUGGUGUCCUCUGUGAUGAAGAUGCCUGAGGACGAGUCGACGCCUGAGAAGAGGACAGAGAAGAUCUUCAGGCAGAUGGACACCAACAGAGACGGUAAGCUGUCUCUGGAGGAGUUCAUCAAAGGAGCGAAGAGCGACCCCUCCAUCGUCCGCCUGUUGCAGUGUGACCCCAGCAGUGCUGGACAGUUCUAAACCUGAGGCAUCAACACCGCCUUGCUUCUUUGGGUGACCCUAAAUGCCCUUAACUCUCCACUAAGGAGCAGACUGAUGAUGAAGAAUGACAAGCUGAUGACGAUGAAGAAGACAGGCCUUCAAAAUGCACUGAGGACUUCUAAGAUGGGCACAGGAGCCACAUUCUCCAGUUCUAUCCCCCCUUCCGAGCUGUUUGUCUAAACCCUCCAAACCCAAACGAAGACUGAACCUGAAGACUUUUCCAAACCCUCAUCAGGUUAUCAAACCCCGCUGAUUGUAGUUGAGCAGGAUCCCUCAGUUCUCCUAUAAGCAUGUCAGAGUAUAGAGAAGGUCUGCAGUAGGAUGUAUAUAUACAGUAUAAACUGGAGUCUCUGUGUCGGUGUCUUUCCUUGGCUCUCUGUGCCCUUCGAGGCUCCAGCCGGGUGACAAAGAAACUCUUUCACUCUAAUGUGUAUCAUAGACAGAGCGUGUGCAUGAGACAACGGGAGCGAGAGACGUGAUGGUGUUGAAUAACAGGACAUACUGUAGGUGAGAUUAUUUAAACUGCAGAGAGGACUUGUGAAGCUUGUCCUUCACUCACAACGAGUACUGCUUUUAGUUUCCUCUUUUCUACUGUGAGAAUGUGUACGUGUGUUUGUGUAUUUUGCAAACUUGAUAGACUUUGUUUCAUAUUUUGUGCUGGGACAAAAUUACAUGAACAUGUAAUAUUAUGCUACUAUGCAUAUGCGCCCUAAAUCGGUAGUUUGAUUUUGUGAAGUCUCACUGAUGUAAUGAAGGAUGAAACACAUCCCUUUAUCCAUCAUCUGUUCCAGUGGUUUUUCAUAUCAGUCAGAGUUUGACAGAGGAUUUCAGAGUGGCAGUGUGUGACUGUACAGUGUAGAUAUAUCCAAGUGCACCUAAAUCCAACUCAGAUAGUCCACAUUGCUCAGUUCAUAACAAAUGUUGUGAAAUAAUAAUGAAAAAAAAUCUUUGUUUAUUUAAGGUGUUGCGGGAUGUCAAGCAUGCAAACCAGUUCCUUUUUUUGACUUUUCCUAUCUGAAGAACAAAGACACACUUCUUCACUUUCACUUUUAGAUGUUUUUAAAUGCCGCAUGUUGAAUCAGUCGUUGAACAGUUGGGUCCAGGGGUGCGUAGACUAAAUAACACGUAUGCAUGUGACUGCGCAUGUGUGUGUUUUUACGUAUGUUUAUGGAUAUCAGCCAGUCGCCCAUCAGGCUCUGCGCUCGCUUCUGUAUGUUAGUAUUGUCAUCGUUAGUGCUACCAGUAGCCAGUGUUAUUGACUGCCAAAGCUGACACAUCUAAUGGUUCAUAUGAAUAACUUGAUGGAGGGAGACCACCGUGCACAAUAAUCAGUACACAUAAAGGCACACUGUUUAACGGGGAUGCUGAGUGGUCUGUUUCAGUUGAGUUGAGACAUGAAAUCACCGUUCGGUUGCAUCUGUGACAGGGCCAGACAUACACACAGAGGACUGCGAUCUUUAGCAACAGCCCCAAGUCUGAGUACACGUUCAGUGAAAUAACACUGUGCACAGUUGAUAGUAUUGCACAAAACGAAUGACAUAUUACUGGUCCCACACCAGCCUAAGUGCUGGCAUCCCACUUUACUCAAAUGGAAGGCUCUGAUUGCCACUUUCUGGAUUCAUCCUCUUGAAGAAAAAGGCACAGAGGCCUGUCCCUGAGAUCCCCCCACUCGCCCUCAUACGUAACUGAGCCCUCCCCAGUGCAGAAGCCCUUUUAGUUAUUGGAUUGUUUUCCAAUUAGAAAAGCUUUGAAUGUUUUACUAAAUAACUGCUGUUUUUUUUUUGUUUUUUUUUUUGUGAAGAAAAAGAUGCAGACAAACCGAGAAUCACAACUACUGCAGUGAUGCUGUCACAAUGUGUUGCUUUUAUUGUAUUUUUUAUUCUUUUAUCUUUUUUAAAAAAAAAAAAAAAGUUUAGUCAGGUUUAACAUUUCUGUUAAAACACAAAAUAGCAUCUUGUGGUCAUGUGCCAAAUAAAAACAAAACCAGUAUUGUAUGAAUUUAUACUGUAAAAUUGUUAUCUGUUGAACAAAAUGUUUGUAAUUGUUGCAUUUUGUAGGUUUUGUAUGGUAUCCUGUAUUUAGUGACUGCAGUUUGGAACACAGGAUUCUGUUUUUGGUCAACUUUAAAAGGCAAGAAUUAAAUUUACAGUUUAUUGUGUGCAAGCA